Molecule: messenger RNA, 728 nt
Organism: Moneuplotes crassus
Lineage: Eukaryota; Ciliophora; Spirotrichea; Euplotida; Euplotidae
Source: the annotation of a GenBank genome assembly
AUAGGUUUUUAGGGAAUAUUUUAGCUAUUUUUUACAAGAAAAUACCUUGAAAUGACAAUAUAAAAGAAAGUGAAAACUUCUAUUAAGAUAAAAUUGAUUAUUAUCAAAAUCGACCUCAAUGAGCAGCGAUAUCCCAAUGAGAAAAAUUACUAAAUUUUUGUACCGAAGAGAAGAGAACCAAGGCUUGAGAAUUGAAGACCAAGUCUUCUAUCAUUUGUCAAAGAAAGUGGAGGAGAAGGCAAAGCAGGAGGGAUUGAGAGUGAAGUUGGACAGAAAAGGGGGGUUAUUGGAGGUGGAGGUCUGGAAGGACUUUGUUGUUGAGGGGAUGGAUGACUUUGAAGAGAUGAGAAGUUAUAAGGAGAAAUUUAAUAGUGGGGGGAAUGAUGGAAUCAAGAUGGAAUAUAAAAGUGUGGAAAAUGAUCAGGAAAAAAUUAAAUUAAGAAUUUCACAAAAGAAGGGUUAUUCUUAUCCUGUUGGUGGUGUUAUAGAGAAUGAAGACUGCCUUUAUAGGCACAUCUGAGACCAAUCUUUUUCUUCUAAAGCCUCAAAAAAUUUCGAAAAUCUAAAAAGAUCAUUCGUAAUUAAAGGCUCCAAAGAAUACGAUGACUUCUCAAAAGUUUUCAUUCUCUCUAACUUUGACUCAAAUUAAAUCCAAAAUAUUGACCCAAUCACCACCCUCCCCAAUAAUAUUUUCAGCAAUUACAAACAAAAAAGAAAGAAAUGUAAAC